Molecule: messenger RNA, 1336 nt
Organism: Dermacentor andersoni
Lineage: Eukaryota; Metazoa; Arthropoda; Arachnida; Ixodida; Ixodidae
Product: thiol S-methyltransferase TMT1A-like
Molecular function (GO): S-adenosylmethionine-dependent methyltransferase activity
Source: RefSeq, a predicted model, not a curated record
UAGAACAUCGCAAUAUGGGUGUUCACGCGCUUCUUCAUCGCAUAGCUGUGAACAUCGCACUUGCAACUUUGCUUGUGAUUUCUCUACUCUUUUCCUUACCGCUGUGGCUCAGCGUUCGCCUGCGCCAGUGGGUGUUCGCACGCAUACUAGAAUUUACGAUCGCGGUUCGUCAAGCAGCUUUCGCAGACACACGGCGCGAUGUGCUGACAGCGCUCAACGGCAUCGAGUCGCAUGACCCCGAACUGCGAAGCGAAGGAGCUAUUAGAGUUUUGGAGAUUGGUGCGGGCAUUGGAGCGAAUUUCAACUUCAUUCGACGCAAGAUGAAGUAUUGGAACAUCGACCCUAACGAAGAUUUACAGAGUGGCUUCUUGGAGGCGCUCAGGAAAAACCCGCAGGUUGAGAUGGAGCGAUGCGUAGUUGGCUACGGUGAAAACAUGAAAGAGGUUCCCGACAAUCACUUCGACGUAGUGCUCACUACGCACGUGUUCUGCUCUGUCCAGUGCUCUGAGAAGGUCCUGCAGGAGUGCCGGCGGGUCUUGGUCAAGGGAGGCCGGCUACUCUUCAUGGAGCAUGUGGCGUUGCCGAAGGGGACCAUAGGCCGCUUCCUGCAGAAUCUUGUAGCUCCACUUUGGCGGCUCAUUUUCUGUGGUUGCAAUCCCAACCGAGACUCCGCCGAAGUCAUCAAGAACGCGGGAUUUUCCCGUGUGCACCUAAAGGAGGUUUACCUGGAUUUGCCUAUCUUCAUCACCCGGCAGCUGUACGGCUACGCCAUUGCUUGAAUAAAGUGCCCACUGAAACACACGAGAGAUGGUUAAAAACGCCACCACGGAGGAAUCAAAAACAUCUUAAUCCAAGGCUCUCUAGCAUGAGCGCGUGCUUAAGUCACAGAAUAUCUCCAGUCAAAACACUGCGUUACGCUAAUCAGAGCUGGGCUUUAUCGAACAUAUAUGCAUUUUAGAUACUAUUGUCACGUUGUAGUUACGUUGUAGAAUAAAACGGUGGCACCACUGUGAGUUACGAAACUAACGCUUUAUAUGGCGAACAUGUGCGCGCAUAACAACUAACCCUAAAGCACUAUAGCGGCGAGUACAGUCGGCGAUCGUCGAAAUCUGAUCUGUGGAUUAGAGGCGUCGGCGAUUCAUGCACGGCUCAGUAAACCUGCAAGCGUAAUCACUGCUGCUCGCAUAAGUCCUAGAAUGAACACGACGAUUUGCGACACGCACAUAAUCUCAUUACACAAGGUUCGGUGACAACAAAGGCAGCAGAUAGAACCAGCGAUAACAUUAAAUAUUAAACUUCAGCUACAGAAAGGUGUGUCUUCGUUCUCGAGCGGAAA